GCUCUUUUUUAUAUUUCCAAGGACUUGAUUGUUUCAAGAAUAAACAGCUUUUGUCUAUAUACACAUACGUAUAUGCAGCGUGUGCACCGAGGAGAGUGAGUUUGUUAUUUUGUUCUCUGUGGAGACACACUCUGUGCUUGGCACCUCUGCCAUGGCCCUGGUGAGGUUCAAGGAACUGGGGGAAGAUGAAUUGAACUUAGAAGAGGAGAACCUAGACAGUGUCAAGGCCUUGACAACAAAGUUGAAGCUACAGACACGGCGCCCAUCUUAUCUGGAGUGGAAGGCCCAUGUGCAAAGUCCCUCCUGGAGAAAUGGGCUGCAGGCUGGAGCUCUGAAGACCCACCUGGAGAAGCAGGGUGAAGAGGCAGUAGGAGAAGAGAAUCAGGCCCAGGGACCCCUGAAGUCUGUUUGUGGAUUCCCCACCAUUGGUAUGGCCUUUGAAUGGCUUCGGAUGGAACUGAGGAAGAUGCAGGCCCUGGACCACCAGCUGGCACGGCAGCUGAUGCGGCUGCGGGCCCAGAUCCAUCAGCUGAAAGUGGAGCAGGCGUGCCAUCGCCACAAAGAGAUGCUGGAUGAUGCCACCUUUGAACUGGAGGGCUGUGAGGAGGACUCGGACCUGCUCUGCAACAUUCCCCCCAAGAUGGCCUUCCUCCUGUCUACCCCUCUCAAGCACAUUGGAGUCACCCGCAUGAAUAUAAACUCACGCCGCUUCUCCUUGUGCUGAUGGACCUUCAACCCAUUGCAUGCUUGCUCGGCGCUUGUGGCUGUUGGCAACCAGGAAGUAUCUUGGCUCCCAUUGCCUGCAUCUAUAGAUUUUGCACCCAUGUAGAGCAACCCAUGUCUCGCCUGGCUGAUCUGCUCUGGGCCCACAAACAUACCUGGACUGCAGUGGUGAAAUCUAAAAUUUGUUACUACUAGUUCUGUGGGCAUGGCUUGGGGGGGGGGAAUGUGACUGGGUGGCCGUGGCCGGUGAAGAGGUUGUAAAAAAUGCUUUCAAAAGGCUCUGACGAUCCCAGCUGAGUUGCCUGAUUGGC
This is a messenger RNA of Pantherophis guttatus, 1034 nucleotides long. RefSeq names its product family with sequence similarity 167 member B (gene FAM167B). The record is from RefSeq and is a predicted model, not a curated record. Lineage: Eukaryota; Metazoa; Chordata; Lepidosauria; Squamata; Colubridae.